AUGUUGCAUGAUAUUAUUUGGUUGAGAACGACGAAGCUUAAACAAGACCAAAAUACAGAAAAGAAAUUAGGAAAAAAGAACUUUAAGUGCUUAAAGCGUCUUCAUCCGUUACGAGAAAUGAAAGCAUGGAAGCUUUGUAUGAAGACGAUAAAAACGAAGCAAAAUCAAACUUGGAACGAAAUUAAAUGA
This is a messenger RNA of Clunio marinus, 189 nucleotides long. The record is from the annotation of a GenBank genome assembly. Lineage: Eukaryota; Metazoa; Arthropoda; Insecta; Diptera; Chironomidae.